ACUAUUGAACAUAAUGGAGAGGAAUCUUCCCACUAAAGAAAAAGCCAAUAAACUAAAAUUAAACAAAGAUGAAUUAUUCGGUCCCACGAGUAAAAGCAAUUCCAAUGACGAAACUUCAUACAACUUUCCUUGACUCUCCAACUUUAACUAUAAUAGUGUUCCUCUUCAAUUAUUGUCUCUCUAUAUUUUUUUUUCUCAAACUGAGCACACGGAAAGUGUUUUUUUACCACCAAAUCGUUCAAGCCUACUAGCAUCCUCAAGUUCAAUACUUGCCGUCAACAUAUUUCCAAUGUCUUCUAUUAGCUCUCAGAAGACCUCCUCUUCGUCAUCAUUUUCACCUUCAACACCUUGGUGGAAAUAUGAUGUCUUUCUUAGUUUUAGAGGUGAGGACACUCGUUCUAGUUUUACGGACCAUCUAUAUGUUGCUUUGAAACAAAGGGGCAUAGUUACCUUUAGAGACGAGGAAAAUCUUGAGAUAGGAAAGUCUAUUUCACCAGAACUCUUGAAAGCAAUAAAAGAAUCGAGAUUUGCAAUUGUCAUUCUCUCAAGAAACUUUGCGUCAUCAACAUGGUGCUUGGAUGAACUUAUAAAGAUAAUUGGAUGCCUAAAAGAGAAGACCACGACUGUUUUACCAAUUUUUUAUAAUGUGGACCCAUCUGAUGUACGAAAACAAACAGGCACCUUUGCCCAAGCCUUUUCUAAACAUGAAGAAUCUUUCAAGGACGACAUAGAGAAAGUGCAAAUGUGGAAAGCUGUUUUAGAAGAAGUGGCAAAUCUCAAAGGGUGGCACCUACUGGAUAGGUCCGAGGCACAACUUAUCCAAGAUAUUGUGGGAGAGUUAUGGCAUAAAUUGAAUUAUGCAUUCUUUGAAGAUACUAAAGACCUUGUAGGAAUAGAAUCUCGAGUGAAGGAAUUGGAAUCAUGUUUGGCUAUAGGGUCUAAUGAUGUUCGCAUAAUAGGGGUUUGGGGGAUGGGGGGAAUAGGUAAAACAACUCUUGCUAGAGUUGUUUUUCAUAUGGUUUCGAGGGAGUUUGAUGGUUGUUGCUUUCUCCAUAAUGUUAGGGAGGUUUGUGAAAAAGAAGGUUUACUUCCAUUGCAACAACAAAUUAUUAGAAAAAUAUUAAACGAAAGUAUACAAGAUGUUGAUGAGGGAGUUUUCGUGAUCAAAAAUAGAUUACGUCAUAAAAGAAUUCUUCUCGUUCUUGAUGAUGUAAGCCAAUUAGACCAGUUGGAAAAGUUAGUUGGGAAGCAUAAUUGGUUUGGUUUUGGUAGUAGAGUUAUCAUAACAACAAGGGAUAAGCAUUUACUACAUACACAUGAAGUAGAUGAAAUAUGCGAAGCUGAAACAUUGAGUGAUGAUGAAGCUCUUCAUCUUUUGAGUUUGAAAGCUUUUAAAAAAGACCGCCCUCCCAAAGAUUACCUACAGCUAUCCAAAGAUGCCGUACAAUAUACUAAAGGUCUUCCUUUAGCUAUUGAGAUUUUGGGUUCCACUUUGUUCAAUAGAGACAUCAAUCAAUGGAAAAGUACAUUACUUAGGCUUAAAAAAUUUCCGGAAUGUGCAAUUUUCGAAGCACUUAAAAUAAGUUAUGAUAGACUACAUGAAACAGAGAAAAAAAUAUUCUUGUAUAUUGCAUGUUUCUUUAAUCAUGAGUACAAAAAUAGUGUAGUGAGUAAACUAGAUUAUCUUGACCUUUACCCUGCUAUUGGAUUAGUGGUUCUAGUUGAGAAAUCUCUCAUAAAAAUCAAUGAUCCUAAAGUGUGGAUGCAUGAUUUAGUGCAAGACAUGGGCAGGAAAAUAGUUCAUGAAGAGUGCCCUGAAGAGCCUGGAAAGCGGAGCAUCUUGUGGUCAUUCGAAGACAUUAAUAGUGUACUAACAAAAAAUACGGGAACAGAAGCAAUUCAAGGCAUAGUCCUAAAGUUGCCUGAAUCAAAAGAGGCAUAUUGGAAUCCUGAAUCUUUCUCAAUGAUGCAUAAUCUGAAAUUGCUCACAAUUGAUAAUGUUCAACUUCUCCAUGAACCCAAACAUCUUCCUAUUGGCUUAAGAUUUCUUGAGUGGAGGGGAUACCCUUCAAAAUCUUUGCCAUUAAAUUUCCAAUCAAAUGAUCUUGUUGAACUUUACAUGUGCUGUAGCCACAUUGAACAACUUUGGAAAGGAGCAAAGUCUUUUGAGAAGUUGAAAAUCAUCCAAAUGAAUGGGUCUCCAAACCUUAUAGAAACCCCUGAUUUGAUCAAAGUCCCGAAUCUUGAGAAAAUGUUUCUUGAAGAUUGUUUAAAUUUACGUGAGAUUCACCCUUCAACUUUGGUUCAUAAUAGGCUUACUCUUCUCAAUCUAAGAGGCUGUGUAAAUGUCAAAACUCUUCCAAGCAAGUUUGAAAUGGAGUCUCUUGAGGUUCUUAUUCUUUCUAGUUGCUCAAAACUAAAAAAGAUUCCAGAAUUUGGAGAAAACAUGCAACAUGUAUUAGAGCUUUAUUUGGGUGGAACUGCUAUUAAUAAAUUACCCACAUCAAUUGGGCAUUUGACCACCCUUGUUUUAUUGAAUGUAAGAGAUUGCAAAAGUCUUACAUGUUUGCCAAGCAGCAUUUUUAAUUUGAAAUUGCUUAAAGACGUGAAUAUUUCGGGAUGCUCGAAACUUGAGAGAUUGCCAGAGAAUGUGGGGAACGCGGAAAGUGUAGAGGAGUUGGAUGUGAGUGGAACUGCUAUAAGAGAGGUGCCUUCCUCCAUUGGUCUCCUAAAAAAUCUUAAAAUGCUCUCUUUCAGUGGAUGUAAGGGGCUAUCAUCAUUUAACUAUACAUCUUGGUAUGAUCUCCUCCCAUUUUCUUCAAGGCCAAAAAUUGCAGAUCCCAUGGGUUUGUCCUCUCUAUCGGGUUUGUGUUCUUUGACUAAAUUGAAACUACGAGACUGCAAUCUCAGGGAAAUCUCUAAUGAUAUUAGUUGCAUAUUCUCUUUAAAAGAAAUAGAUCUAAGUGAGAAUAGUUUUGUUUGCCUUCCUGAUAGCAUCAGUCAACUAUGUAAGUUGGAAAUCAUGCAUUUGGAGAAUUGCACGAGUCUACGAACAUUGCCAAAUCUUCCAGUAGAUAUCAUACGAAUUUGGGGAGAUGGUUGUACCUCAUUGGAAACGGUACUAGAUCUCCAAAAACCUAAUUCUUUUUGUAAGGGAGAGCUUUAUCUUUCAAAUUGCAGUAAACUGGCUGAAAAUCAAGAUUUCAUUGACAUAUUUUUGGCAGUGAUAAGAAAGCACCAUCAGGGACUCUCUCGUCACGAUAGCUAUGAUAAUCGAGAAUACAAUUGGAGAUAUGACAUGAUUAUUCCAGGAAGUGUAAUUCCGAAGUGGUUUAUCCAUCAAAGUAUUGGGGCUGAAGUGAAUAUAAAAGAACCUUCUUCUCAUUUGUGUGAUGACUGGAUGGGGACUGCUAUUUGCGUUGUAUUUUCUUCUCUUCUCCAUUUUUCAAUAUCCUUUCGGUUGAUAGCAAAUGGAAAAGUAAUGUCUGCUAAGUUAGGCACUACGUAUUACAGUUUUGUUGAUUUAUUAUCAGAUCAUAUUUUUCUAUGUUAUUUGCUUCCUCAAUACUACAAGGAGGACAUAAAAUUACUGAACGAAUGUGAAGCAAAUGAAUUGAGUCAGAUUGGCAUUAAAAUUAUUAUUGAAGAUUCAGAGGUGCAAGUGAAGAAAUGUGGGUUCCGUGUGGUAUACAAGAAAGACUUAGAAGAACUCAAUUGAACUAUGGCUUAGAGUAGUAGCACCAGCAUCAUUCCUUAUGAGGACUUGGGUGUUCUCCAUCAUAAUUUCAAGAAUUCGGUAGUGGUUGCGGAAGAUAACAAAGCAAAGCAAAUUCAUGACAAUUUCGACAGGGCUGGGCCUAGUAGAGACGGAAGUUGUAAUGAUGUGGCACACCCAAACAGGAUUGAAAGGCUCCAUGGUGGCUUUGAUUGUGAGGAGUACUUCGAAUGUGGUGAGGAGAUCAAUGAUUAGCAGGAAUCUAGAUGGAAUUGGGAACUGGGUUCAAAUACUCUGUAUGCAAAAGCCUCUAUUGCACAUCAGGCAGAUCAGAGUGACUGCGGGAAAGUACAAAGGCAAGUGUAUCCAAUUCUGGGGGGUUGUGGAUGUUGUUGACAAUUGAGGGACACUAGCAGAGAUGGUGUGGAUGGGGUGGUUUUGGCUAUGAAGCCAAAUCAUGUGAUGGCAAGCUGUUGCAGUUCUUCCAUAUGCAACCAAAUGGCAUGUAGCUAGAUGCCUGACUGUGCAAAAAGCAUCAUGAGGGACUGCUGUUUGCUUUGUAUUUUCUUCUUGUCUUGAAUUUACACUAUCUUGUCAGUUGAUAGCAAAUGGAAAAGUAAUGUCUGCUUCAAUAGGCCGUGAUUAUGAAAUUGUUGGUUUAUCAGAUAAUAUUUUUCUAUGUUAUUUGCUUCCUCAAUACUACAACAAGAAGGAGGACAUAAAAUUAUUGAACGAAUGUGAAGCAAAUGAAUUGACUCAGAUUGGCAUUAAAAUUGAAACUAGAAGUUCAGGCAUGGAGGUGAAGAAAUGCGGGUUCCGAAUGGUAUACAAGAAAGACGUAGAAGAACUCAACUGAACUAUGGCUCAAAGUAGCAACACCAGCAUCAUUCCUUAUGAGGACUUGGAUGUUCUCCAUCAUAAUUUUGACAAUUUGGCAGUGGUAUGUAAACAAGCAAAACGAAUUUGUGACGAUUACGAAGAUGCUGGACCUAGUGGAGAAGGAAGCUCUAAUGAUUUGCCACACCCAAAAAGGAUUGAAAGUCUCCAUGGUGACUCUGAUUGUGAGGAAUACUUCGAAUGUGGUGAGGAGAUCAAUGAUUAGCAGGAGCAUAGAUGGAAUAGGAAAUUGGGUUCAAAUACUCUUGAUAAACAGUGCUGCUACAGUACUGCUACAGUGCGCUACAGUGCUUAUUGUCCCUAGAACAUGUGAAGUGAAAAAAAAAAAAAAGGGUAAAACGCAGCUUGGAUUCAGCGGAAAACGCUGAAUCCAAACGGCACCUUAAUGUACUUGAAAGUUUUUCCACGUUUUUCCACCUUUCUAAAACUUUCACCCUAAUCAAAUUAUUGGCUUAAGGUUGUCCAUACCCAUUUCAGAUCAUUACCAAACCAGGCAGAGCUGAAACAAACCAAAAGUCCUAUCUCCAAAUCGUACCUUAAUUAGAUUAUACCCAGCAAAGAGACUUGACUAGAAUUUAAAUUAAAAGGACAGCAGUAGACGGUGGAGAACCUGACCAUACAACAAACUUGAUUAUAUAUUACUAAGCAUAUCAUCUGAGACAUAUUCAUCUUUACAGUAAUCAGACUCGAGAAGGCAAACAACUGUGUUGGCAAGAUUGAAAGUUGUAGAAGGUAGCCUGCUUAGUGCUUAGAUCGGUAUGCAUAAUCCUCUGUUGCACAUUAGGCAGAUCAGAGUGACUGCAGGAAAGUACCAAGGCAAGUGUAUCCAGCUCUAGAGGGUUGUGGAUGUUGACAAUUGAGGGACACUAGCAGAGAUGGUGUGGAUGGGGUGGUUUUGGCUAUGAAGCCAAAUCAUGUGAUGGCAAGCUAUUGCAGUUCUUCCAUAUGCAACCAAAUGGCAUGUAACUAGAUGCCUAGCUGUCCAAAAAGCAUUAACUGAGGCUAUACAGCUUGAUUUUUGCAGACUUAUUUCAACAAUAUCUAGAGUGGAGGACCUCUUUUUGAGAAAGAAAGUCCCUUGGCAAAUUUUUGUGCUGAUUGAAGACCACAAGUGCUUGGAAGUUGGUGAAUGCUAGUGGUUAUGAAUGUUGUGCAUAAGAGAGUCCUUGCAGAUCUUGGGGCCCUGGCUACUCUUGCUUUCUAAUCUUACAGACAUUUUUGGACUCUACUAAUAGCCAACCAUUCUGACAUUAUUGUAUCUAAAAACCAAACCAGAAAAAAUGUUAUCUUUAUACCUUUUUUGGACUCAUUUAAGCCUUGGGCAUAUGUCUGUGUGCAUUCAUUAACAUUUUAAGACAUUACAUAAGAGAUUUGUUUCUUUGUGUAAAUUCCUGUUAAAGCAAAUAAGAGCAAUUGACUUGACCAUUUAAAAUUGCUUGAGACCAGCUUUUCUUGCCUCAUGAAGCUUGUGCCAUCCUGGGCAUUCCACUGAGUCGUCACUACCCUCCAGAUAAAAUUGCUUGGGCUUACUCCCCAUCAGGUUUGUUCACCACAAGCAGCGCCUAUAAGCUCCUUGUUUCCAGUGAUGCUGUCAGUCAAGCAGGAAGGUCGAAUGUGGAUACUCAAAAACAUUUUUGGAAGGGAGUUUGGAGGCUACAGUUUCCUAACAAGAUUAAACAUUUCAUUUGGCGAGCUUGUAAUGACGCUCUGCCAACUAUGAGCAACCUCUUUCGCAGGCAGAUUACGUCCUCUGAUAGUGUGAACUUUGCCAACUCUGCCCAGAAGAUCCGUUGCAUGCCAUCUGGUCUUGCAAGGAUGUUGAGAGUACUUGGAGCUCAGUUCAAUGCUUCCACCAAUCGAGCACCCCCCAACCCCCGAAUUUUUGUGACUUACUCUCUCGGUUUUUGCAGGUUCAGGAGGAUUAUAGAAAGGAGGUGUUUGCUAUAUCAGCUUGGUUCUUGUGGAAUCAGAGAAACGCUAUCCAUUUUGGCCGACCGGUGCACCCUUCGGUUCAUAUCAUCUCAUUGGCGGGUAACUUGCUGCAAGAUUUCUUGGCUAUUCAAGAACUGGACCCGGUGGUGGCUCGCUCCCCCAUCCUGCAACAAUGGCGCCCUCCGGAGCUAAACCAGCACAAAGUCAACUUUGAUGCUGCAAUAUUCACAGCUACAAAUUCGGCUGGAAUUGGAGUGGUUGUUAGAGACUGGAGAGGUGAAUUUGUUGGCGCGUUUUCUAUCUCUGUGCCGCUGUCUCAUACCGUUGCUGAUAUGGAAGCCUUAGCAUGUCGAAAAGCUGUCGAAUUUGCUGCUGAGAUUGGUCUGCAGGGAGUAAGUUUUGAAGGGGAUUCAGCCAUGGUUAUCAAUGCUUUAAAUCAAGGUAAUGCUGGAUUACCAACCUAUGGAGUCGUCAUUGAAGACAUUCGCUGUCAAGCUAUGGUUUUUCAGUCCUCUGUUUUCAAUCAUGCUAGUCGUUCUUGUAACUGUGUUGCUGAUGCUUUAGCAAAAAAAGCUAAAGGCAGUCGAGGUACCCAGGUGUGGCUCAACGAUCCACCUAAGGAUAUUGCCUCCUUGUUAUUUGAUGUUCAUUAAGUUCUUGUUCUUAUUCAAUAAAAUCCCAGGCUUCUUGUCUGGUUUCUCAAAAAAUAAAAGACCUGACCAUUUAAUGGCUCUAGCCGAGUAA
Messenger RNA from Quercus lobata, 7288 nucleotides. Its product is annotated as TMV resistance protein N-like. The transcript has 9 exons. Gene Ontology annotation, biological process: defense response; signal transduction. Gene Ontology annotation, molecular function: ADP binding. The coding region runs from base 290 to 3718 and encodes 1142 amino acids. NCBI's taxonomy places the organism in Eukaryota, Viridiplantae, Streptophyta, Magnoliopsida, Fagales, Fagaceae. The record is from RefSeq and is a predicted model, not a curated record.